This is a messenger RNA of Enterobius vermicularis (human pinworm), 897 nucleotides long. The record is from the annotation of a GenBank genome assembly. Lineage: Eukaryota; Metazoa; Nematoda; Chromadorea; Rhabditida; Oxyuridae.
AUGACAUCCGAACAAAUCUGUGAUGACCUCGCUAUAAGGUACGGAACUUUGGAAGCUUUUGAGAUAGAAAAGAAAAUUGGGAAGGGGCAGUUCUCAGAUGUACAUCGUGCGAGGUGCAAGGAAGACGGAAGGAAAGUAGCUUUGAAGAGGAUAAAGGUUUAUGAAAUGACGGACCAGAAGGCGAUAGAAGAUUGUCAGAAGGAAAUUCAUUUGCACGAGAAAUUAGAUCAUGUAAACAUCAUCAAGUGUUAUACUUCAUUUAUUGAAGAUGGUCAGAUGUACAUAGUUUUAGAAUUGGCUGAUGGAGGAGACCUUAACCGACUUAUUCGGUAUUACAAAAGCAUACGAAGUUUAAUCCCGGAACGAAUUAUAUGGAGGUACUUUGUGCAAAUAAUUCGUGGCUUGGAACACAUGCACUCAAGGAGAAUAUUGCAUAGAGAUAUCAAGCCAGCAAACGUUUUUAUUACUGCCGAUGAGACAGUCAAGUUGGGUGACCUUGGCCUGGGACGUCUUUUUAGUUUUAAAACUACUGCUGCUCAUUCGUUGGUGGGUACACCGUAUUACAUGAGCCCCGAACGAAUAAAAGAUGCUGGUUACAGUUUCAAAUCAGAUAUGUGGAGUAUUGGGUGCUUGCUUUAUGAAAUGGUAGCUUUACAAUCACCAUUUUAUGGAGACAAACAAAAUUUGUUAUCUUUAUGCAAAAAAAUUGAGAAUUGUGAAUAUCCUCCACUUCCGUCAGAUAUUUAUUCAGAGCAGAUACGUGAUUUAAUUGCAAGAUGCUUGUCCGCUAUUGACACUGAACGCCCUGAUGUUUGGGAAGUUUUGGAUGUUGCUGAACGACUAAACACCUAUUUCAAUGUAAACGCAGAAAAAAUUAUUUUGUAUUUUCUUACUUAA